GCGUGUGUUUUAUUCCGUUAAAAAAAAUCGUCGUUUCUUUAUUGUAUGAAAAUGGCUUUGCAAAAUAUUUUUUUGUUAUCAAAUCGCUCAGCUCUUAACUUAAAAGAAGCAAUUAAAUUACUUAAAAAACCUAAUUUAAACAGUGAUGACAUAGUACAGUGUUAUAACUUGGAACCAAAACCAGGUUUUUGGUAUAUGUGUGCGUAUAAUCAAAGUUCUGCUGACAGUAUUGAAUGGCAAUCAACAGGCACUCGUUUAUUGCCUAAUGAAAAAAAUCCCAUCGUACUGGUCGAAAACUUUUCAUCAUCCGAAAAAGUGAAUAAAAGUGUUUUUAAAUUAACGAAAAAAAACGAAUAUGACGCUACUUUGGUUAACUAUUCAGAUUUGGACCCUACAGUUGAGAAUUUAAAAAGAACACAUGUUUCUAAAAAAAGAUCCAUCAAAAAUAUUAUGAAAAACCGUUUCAAACUAAUUAAAAAAGAUUGUAACUCUGUUUCUAAUAAACUAAUUGAAAAUGAACCUGCAGAAAAAUAUGUCAGUACAAGUAUUGAAGCAACACCUGUUGGAACAGAAAUAGACUUUUUAGGAGCUGAUAAUGCUCCACCUGAAUCAUCAUCAAGGGAUGAACAAAAUCUCAACAAACCUAGUAUGAAUUGUCUUCCUGGUGAUGAAAAUAUUAUUUUAACGCCAUUGUCUAAUUUAGAAUGUGUAAGAAAAAUUAUAACACUCAAAAUUUAG
Aphis gossypii (cotton aphid) is the source of this 738-nucleotide messenger RNA. RefSeq lists its product as uncharacterized. The record is from RefSeq and is a predicted model, not a curated record. Bases 46 to 738 code for a protein of 230 amino acids. Lineage: Eukaryota; Metazoa; Arthropoda; Insecta; Hemiptera; Aphididae. The transcript has 3 exons.